Humulus lupulus (European hop) is the source of this 2970-nucleotide messenger RNA. RefSeq lists its product as uncharacterized. The transcript is spliced from 6 exons. NCBI's taxonomy places the organism in Eukaryota, Viridiplantae, Streptophyta, Magnoliopsida, Rosales, Cannabaceae. The record is from RefSeq and is a predicted model, not a curated record. Bases 1 to 2970 code for a protein of 989 amino acids.
AUGUCAGCGAAUAGGUUAUCUGAGGAGUACAAGAACGGAGUUGAUUUUUUCUUAAGGUUUUGUUUGGAGAAUGGGGGAGACCCAAAAUUUACUUGUUGUCCAUGUCUAAAGUGUUUUAAUGUAACAAAGUUGAGUUUCAAUAAGAUCAAAGAACACUUAUUCUUUAAUGGGAUUGACAUAAGUUAUAAGAUAUGGUAUAGUCAUGGGGAGAAACCCCCUAAUAUACCAGAUCCCCCUAGUAGGAUUAGUAAAGUUAGGAGGAAUAGAGAUGAAGUGAAUUGGGAUUCAUUGGAUGAAAUGAUUGAUGAUGCACGUUAUGGAUCAAUAGUAGACCCAAACAAGUUCGAGACACUACUUAGUGACGCUGAGAAACUGAUUUACCCUGAUUGUAAAAGAUUUACAAAGUUAUCGACGCUUCUAAGGUUGUUUAAUUUGAAGGCAAAACAUGGAUGGAGUGAUCGAAGUUUGACAGAAUUACUUAGUUUUUUGAAAGAAUUGUUGCCUGAAUGUAAUGAGAUGCCAAUGUCAUUUUAUGAGGCCAAAAAAACAAUAUGUUCAUUAGCAUGGAAAUCAUGCCCUACUUGUGGUGAGUCACGAUGGAAAAAGAAAAGGAAUGGUGAGGAUGUUAAGGAAGGAAUACCCGCCAAGGUUUUGUGGUAUCUUCCACCUAUACCCCGUUUCAUUCGACUAUUUAGAAAUGCUGAACUUGCUAAGAGUUUGUCAUGGCAUGCAAAUGAGAGAGUGAAAGAUGGUCUUUCUACAGACGGAAUAAAUCCACAUAAUAACCUUAGUAGUAAGUACAGUUGUUGGCCUGUCAUGCUUGUUAUAUACAAUCUGCCCCCAUGGUUGUGUAUGAAGAAGAAGUUUACCUUAUUGACUUUGUUGAUAUCGGGACCUAAACAACCAGGGAAUGACAUUGACGUCUAUCUAGCUCCUCUUAUUGAUGACUUAAAAACUUUGUGGAAUGAAGGGGUUAGGGUUUACGAUGCAUACAAGCAAGAAGAGUUUAGCCUUAGAGCGGCAUUGUUGUGGACAAUCAAUGACUUUCCCGCUUAUGGAAAUUUAUCAGGUUUUAGUGUGAAAGGCUAUAAAGCUUGUCCCAUUUGUGAAGAAGAAACAUGCUCUCAGUACUUGAAACACUCCCGUAAAGUUUGUUAUAUGGGACACAGGAAGUUCUUGAAGAGUAAUCAUAUACUUCGAACUUGGAAGAAGGCAUUUAAUGGCGAACAAGAGUUUGGGGAGGCUCCCCGACCUUUAAGUGGAAGCCAAGUACUCGAGAAGAUGUCUAAAAUCAUUUUCAAGAUGGGGAAGUCUAAAGUAAGUAUAGUUAAGAAGCGGAAGGGUCGUGGAAAGGCGAAGGUUGUGGAGGAACCAAAAAGUUGUUACAAAAAGAAGUCGAUAUUUUUCGAGCUUGAAUAUUGGGAACUUUUACUUAGUAAGGAUGGAAUUAAGGCGAGAGAAGACUUGACUGCAUUGAAAAUACGUAAUGAAUUAGCUCCAAAGCCAGGCAAUGGUCAGACAUUUUUGCCACCUGCUUGUUACACAUUGACUAAAGAUGAAAAAAGGGAAGUUUAUGAUUGUUUGUUCAAUAUAAAAGUCCCUGACGGAUAUUGUUCAAAUAUAAGGUCGUUGGUAGACAUGAAAACUUGUACUUUGACUGGCAUGAAAUCUCAUGAUUGUCAUAUUCUAAUGCAACAUGUACUACCAAUAGCUAUUCGAUCAGUUUUACCUAAAAACGUUCGAGAGAUAAUCACAAGGUUGUGUUUGUUUUUCAAGUCACUUUGUUCCAAGGAGGUUGAUGUGUAUACGCUAGACAAGCUACAACAUGAAAUCGCUUAUAUUUUGUGUAAACUGGAGCAAUUCUUCCCACUGGCCUUUUUUGAUAUAAUGAUUCAUCUCACUGUCCACUUAGUUAGAGAGGUACAAUUUUGUGGUCCAGUUUACUUCAGAUGGAUGUAUCCAUUUGAGAGAUAUAUGAAGAUUCUUAAAGGAUAUGUAAGGAAUAGAAGUCGGCCCGAAGGGUGCAUCAUUGAAUGUUAUAUUGUUGAAGAGGCAAUUGAAUUUUGUUUUGAAUACAUGUCUGGCGUACAAAGAAUUAGGCUUAAUGAAGUAAUUAAUGCUGACAUUCAGAGUCGUCGAGGUAGUGUUGUAUGCACAGUUACGCGAGAUGAACUAAAUGAAGCACAUCGUCUUGUGUUACAGAAUACUAAUGAACUUCAACCUUACAUUGAACAACAUUUCAACUGGAUCAAGACAAAAUUUCCAUCUAGGUCUAAGAACAAAAAAUGGUUACAAGACGAACAUUAUCGUACUUUUAGUAGUUGGCUAGAGCAGAAGGUUGUGAAUGAUUUGAGAAACCCAUUAAAUAAUGUGUCAGACAUUAUUAAGUGGAUUUGUCGAGGUCCUUCUCUUAAUGUCACUAAAUUUUCAUCAUAUAUGGUGAACGGUACUAAGUUUACUACUAUGGAGCGUGAUAAAAAUAGAAACACACAAAAUAGUGGUGUAAGUCUUAUUGCUACAACUUUCCAAGUAUCUACAUCGAAAGACCGAAAUCCUAUUGAAUGUGAUAUGUCUUUUUAUGGUGUAAUUAAAGAAAUAUGGGAGUUAGACUAUAUCAUAACUCAAGUGCCUGUUUUCUUUUGUGAUUGGGUGAAGAGUGAUAGUGGAGUCAAAAAAGAAGAUUUAGGUUUCACAUUAGUAAAUCUAAAUCUAUUAGGGCACAAAACUUAUCGAUUCAUAAUGGCUACCCAAGCCACACAAGUAUUUUAUGUGGAUGAUCCAGCAAAUAAACAGUGGUCUGUCGUGCUCACAACACAAUCAAGAAAUUGGAAUAGUAAUGACGGUGAUUUGCACGAUAUACCUCUUGUUGGACAACAUGUCACAUACACUUUACCUGAAAAUGAUGAUCAAAUUGAUGGUGAUAGUUCUUGUUGUCGUGAAAAUGGAGAAGGUUUAUGGAUUGAUUUAUAA